Molecule: messenger RNA, 666 nt
Organism: Drosophila ananassae
Lineage: Eukaryota; Metazoa; Arthropoda; Insecta; Diptera; Drosophilidae
Product: translation machinery-associated protein 7 homolog
Exons: 2
Coding region: 286-480 (64 amino acids)
Source: RefSeq, a predicted model, not a curated record
UAUUGUUUACUUUUCCUGUCAAGCAAUGCUUAUUCUGUUCUUACUUUUAUGGCCAAACGAAAAAAGAGAAUUAACAGCCCAAUUACAAACUGAACUAACAACUAACGUGAUUUUAACCAACCAUACCAUCGAGAAAGAAUUGUUAUUCAUUAAAUAAUUGUUUCAAAUUUGCCACCUGGGCGACCGAUAACACCAGCAGCAUAGACCACCACUAGGGCCAUCGAUAGCGAUUGGCGAGAAGAAGAAAUCGAGAAAACGUGUGUGAUAAAGAACUAGCAGGGCAGAAUGUCUGGACGCGAAGGCGGUAAAAAGAAGCCACUGAAGGCACCCAAGAAGGAAGGCAAGGACCUCGACGAGGACGACAUGGCCUUCAAGGCAAAGCAAAAGGAGCAGCAGAAGGCUCUGGAGGCGGCCAAGGCGAAUGCCUCCAAGAAGGGUCCCCUGGUCGGUGGCGGCAUCAAGAAGUCCGGCAAGAAGUGAUAGACAGUCUGCUUCAAUCUCACCCGGAUGGAUGCAGUACGCAGCAUUUUCUUUCAUACAAGUCUAAACGAAACAACUGAAGCCAACCCAUGUGCACUAAACUAAAUUGAUUGUGUAGCCAGUUCAAACCAUAUUCUUUUUAUACUUACGAUUACCAUUAAAUAGAUCAUUGUACGUGAUGCGGAA